Aspergillus saccharolyticus JOP 1030-1 is the source of this 458-nucleotide messenger RNA. RefSeq lists its product as uncharacterized. NCBI's taxonomy places the organism in Eukaryota, Fungi, Ascomycota, Eurotiomycetes, Eurotiales, Aspergillaceae. The transcript has a single exon. The record is from RefSeq and is a predicted model, not a curated record. The coding region runs from base 169 to 402 and encodes 77 amino acids.
CCGCGACAGUCAGCAUGCGGUCUUACGUGACAUGCAGAUCGGUGAGAGGUCCAGGGCGACCUGUCCCUGCAGCUGCAAUGAGAGUGGGGGAGCGAACUGUCUUGAACCAGGCAAUGGUGUGUUCAAAGCUCCUUCUGGGCUUGGGCUUAAUCUGCCAAUCUGGGAACCAUGCCCGAUCCCUUUUUUUCCUUACCCUCUCCGAGUCUCCGGGCGCUUUCCACCCCUCAUUCGAACCUUUCUAGAAGGAAAUUAGCUUUCAAGCCGUUGCUCUGCCGUAAUCACAGGCCAGGUUUGGGACCCUCUCCCGAAAGGCCCGAAAGGCCUGAAAGGGGGCUUUCGAAUUCCUUCUUACUUCUUACUCUUACUCUCCGUCCGCUGCAAAGCCGGGUCGCCUGGGGUUAGUCACCCGCCACGGUUUAUUUUCCCUCUCCUGAAAUUUCCUGGAGGGGUUCCAUCAA